CUGGCCCCGCCCCCGGCCCCGCCCCCAGGCCCCUCCUCCGCCGCCGCCCGCCGGGCUUCUUCCUGGCGAGCCGGUGGCCCCCGCCAGCUGGGCCGAAGCCGGACAGCCUUGGCCAUGAGCUGGGCCGCCGCGCGCCCGGGCUGGCGGCAGCUCGCGCUCUUCCUGGCGCUGCCGCCGCUGCUGCUGCUGCGGACGGGCGGCGCGGCCGGCCCCGCUAACCCCGCCGCCGGGUUGGCCCCUCCUCGGUUUAACGUGAGCCUGGACGAGGCGGCCACCCAGCGCUGGCUGCCGGUGCUGCGGCACUUCGACCCCGGCUUCCUGCGGACCGCUUUAAACACCGUCAUCGAGGAGACUGUCCCCAGCUGGGUUCACGAAGUGCUCACGCCGGUGGCCGCCGAGAUGGACAGGUUCCUGCCUCAGCCCUUUGAGGGCGAGAUCAGGGGCAUGUGCGAUGCCCUGGGCUUGAGCGUUGGGGACGGUAUCCUCAUCAAUCUCGCCUAUGAGUUCAGCGCAUUUUGUACCAGCAUCAUCGCCCAAGAUGUCAGUGGCAACAUUUACCAUGGUCGGAACUUGGAUUAUGCAUUUGGAAGUUUUUUGAAAAAGUUGACAAUUGAUGUGCAGUAUCUAAAGAAUGGGCAGAUUGCGUACACAGGAACUACAUUCGUUGGUUAUGUAGGUUUAUGGACUGGACAAAGUCCACAAAAGUUUACAAUUUCUGGUGAUGAACGAGAUAAAGGUUUUUGGUGGGAAAAUGCAGUGGCAGCUCUUCUCAGAAAAAAUUGUCCUGUGAGCUGGCUUCUUAGGAAUACCCUGGAAGAAGCUGAGAACUUUGAAGCUGCUGUGAUCAAACUGGCCAAAACACCCAUUGUUGCGGAUGUUUACUAUAUUGUGGGAGGCGUGUCUCCCAAGGAGGGGGUGGUCAUCACGAGAAAUAGACAAAGUCCUGCAGACAUCUGGCCUCUGGAUCCCACAAAUGGAGAGUGGUUCCGAGUUGAGACAAAUUACGAUCACUGGAAACCAGUUCCCCAGUGGGAUGACCGAAGAACCCCUGCUAUCAAGGCCCUUAAUGCAACUGGACAGGGAAAUAUCAACUUGGACACACUUUUUAAGGUUUUGUCAGUGAUUCCAGUUCUGAACAAUUUCACAAUUUAUACAACAGUAAUGAGUGCUGCAAAGCCAGACAAAUACAUGACUUAUAUCAGAAACUGAAGGUAAAAUAUGUGAAAAGAAAAGCUGGAUUUUCCUAGCAUUGCAAUGAGAAACAAAAUUAAACCAAAAAACCCACAAGUGAAUAUAUUAUAAUCUGAUAUGGAGACAUCCAUGCUCUACUGUAUCCAAAGGGGACCCUAUAAAACCAGGGGUUAGUAAAGAGGAUGAUGAUAGUUGCUGCCCAAAGGGGUUAAAAUGAUUUUCAUAAUUUUCCCUGAUUUUAUUUAUCCCAAUUUGAAAAUCCUAAAAAGCCAGGUUGUGGAUGCUAUGGGCAGAUGUCUACUUCUCCAUGCUCUGGGAUAUUCUCCUGUAAAGUGAACUGAUGAAGAUGAAAAUUUUCUUUUGCUUUUUUUUUUUUUUUGCACUGAGGCAAUUAGGGUUAAGUGACUUGCCCAGUGUCACACAGCUAUAAAGUAUUAAGUGACCUCUGAGGUCACAUUUGAACUCAGGUCCUCCUGACUUCAGGGCCGGCUGUGUAUCCACUGCUACAAGAUGUUUGGGGAAGAAAUAGAAUUAUAAUAGAUAUAAACAUUGAGCUUGUAUGAUGCCUUAUAUUUUGGAUAAUGAAAGCAUGAUUUUUUAAUUAUAUUUUUCUAUUUAAUUGUUAUUUCUGAUAUUUUAUGAAAGUUCUGUUUAAAAUUUCUCCUGACUCAAAUCAUUUUAAAAAAAAAAACUAACCUAUUUUCUUAUUUCUUUUAAAUAGUAAGCCACUACCCUAGCCAUCACUAUGAUUAUGUCAAUUGCUGGGCUGGGCAACAAAUAGAUAAAUCAUUUUGAACAAUUGAAUAAAAGUUUUAUAAAGAU
Molecule: messenger RNA, 2013 nt
Organism: Sarcophilus harrisii (Tasmanian devil)
Lineage: Eukaryota; Metazoa; Chordata; Mammalia; Dasyuromorphia; Dasyuridae
Gene: NAAA
Product: N-acylethanolamine acid amidase
Exons: 11
Coding region: 115-1209 (364 amino acids)
Biological process (GO): fatty acid metabolic process
Cellular component (GO): lysosome
Molecular function (GO): fatty acid amide hydrolase activity
Source: RefSeq, a predicted model, not a curated record